GUUAAGUAGUCCAACACAUCAUCAACAAACAUGGCUGGUAACGGAGUUUCGAGGGGGCACAUUCGGCCAGGAAAAACACCACAAUUUCUAACAAUUGGUUUACUUUUAGUAAUAUGUAUACUUACAUUUAAUUACUGGAAUGUUUCAUCAAGAGGGAAAGCUCUACAAAAAGAGGUUAAAGAGAUGACAGACACGUUAGAGGAGCUUGCUGUUAAAAAGGUCCACCUAGAAAAACGAAGCACAGCACUACAGAACCAGAUAACCGAAGUUAACCACUUAAACGAGGAGCUACGCUCCCUGAAACUUAGUGCCGACAAUCAAAAAGAUAAAUUUGAAAGAGACUUAGAAAGUUUGAAAGAAGAACUUGCAUAUAUAAAGCAAGAGAGAGACUCUUAUCGAGAUGCUAUUGUACACCUCCAAGGAAACUACACUGAUGCUAUGAGAAAGCUAGAUAGUACAAGAAAUGAGUUUGAUAAUAUGCGUCAAGAGUUUGAGAAAUACCAGGAGAUGCAUGAAACACACAACAAACAACACAAUGAGGAUGUUCUCAGGACACAAGACCAGCUGCAAGAAUGUGAAGUACAACGUCAACAGGCCCUUACGGUGAAGGACAACCUGCAAGCAACUUUACAUUCUCUUCAGGCGGAACUACAGCAGGUGCGAAACCAAUAUCGUGCCGUUCAACGUGAAGGUUAUCAGCAGUUCAACAACCAGCAGCAGUAUAAUCUUGGCCAGACACAGCAACUUCCUGCCGGACAACAACAACAACAACAACUACAACAACAACUACUGCUACAACAACAGGGAAAUGUUUUGAGGAAUCCUACAUAUGGGCAGCAAAUCGGGCAACAACAGCAGCAGAACAUGUUAAACCCUCAAGAUGAUAAGAAUCAGUACAACUUCCAACAGAAUGUGAAGACCAACCAGUAUAACCCAAACCCACCUGUUGUCAAGGCAGAAACUGAACUUGUCAAUCAACUGCCUCAACUACCACAACAAGAAAUUCAAGAAGAAGAGAAAAAAGAGGGAAAUGAACCUGUAGAAGAACAGAAAGUUGAGGAAACACAACAGGAACAAGGCCAAGAUCCUGGGCCUCCACAGAUGGAGGUCAAUGAUGAAAAGGUAAACGUUCCAAAUGAAGAAACUGGCAGCAAAGAAAAUAAGAAUGAAGAAGAAAAUAAGAAUGAAGAAAAAAAUGAAGAAGAGGAAGAAAACCGGCAGCAAGAUAUGGCAAAUGGUGGAGAUGAAGAUGAUGAAGAAAAUUUGGACGAGGAGGAAAAACUGGUAGAUGAGAGAGACAGGGCACAGGGUUCACAUGGCGAGAGAGUGGAUGGCGAUGAACAAAAUGAAGAUGCAGCUUAUCGUGAUGCACAGUUGGCCGCAGAGAAAGAAGACGAAAAUGAUAGUGACAAAGGAGAUGAUAACGAGAUUAGGAAUGAGGUGCAGGAUGAGCAAGUUGUAUUAGAUGCAAAUCCCGUGCCAUUGUUUAAUGAAGAUGAAGUUCAAAAGGAUGGUUUAAUAGCAGAGAGCAAGGAUUAUGCAGAGUGGGAAGAACUAGAUGGUGUUAACAAAGAUGAGAAUGGAGGGGAAGAAGAGAAUGGAGGGGAAGAAGAGAAUGGAGGGGAAGAGGAGAAUGGAGGGGAAGAGAAUGGAGAAGAAGAAGAAGAAGAAGAAGAGGAAGGGAAUGUAGGGGAAGAAGAGAAUGGAGAAGGAGGGGAAGAUGAGGAAGAGAUUGAUGUACCAGACAAUUUUGAAGCUCAAUAUAGAAACAAAGGGGAUAAUGACCAGAACAAAGAUGAUGCUAAUGAUGCUCAUGACAUGGGGGAUAAUGGUAAUCAAGACAAUGAUGACUAUGCAUAAUCAUCAUAUUAAGGACUUUGCAGUUAAAAGUCCUUGGUCAUAUUAAGCAAUAUAGUUCCUUUUUAGUUUAAAUUCUUAUGUUUAAAAAAUAGAUCUAAAUAAUGUUGUGGGUUGUUUCAGUCUUUCAGUUAGAUAUACAAAAAUAUUUAGUUGAUUUUGUCACACAGAUGUCCAUAAAUUAUAUUAAUUAUAACAUGCACCUCAUAACAUUGUGUCUGCAUUUUGCAAAGGGAAAUCGUUUUGUAAACACAUGUAUUUUUGUAUUCAAGCUUUUUGAUCAAAAGACUUCAAUGAUAAAUUUAGUGAAUACAAGAUCGUUAUAACGAGUUUAUGUUACAAAAUUCAAUAAUAGGGUUAGUUAUUAAAUAAGCAUUUCUAGCAGUUAUUAUUAUUAUUAUUGUUGUUAAUUAUUGUUGGUGAUUAAUGGUGCAGUAUUCUGGACAUAUUGUAUUGUAUUUGCUUUUUUCAGUUUGUAGCUAAAGGCCAACAGACAGCGUUGUAUGAUGCAGCCCUACGUUACUCAUCGUCACGAACAGUCUUAAGCUGUCGUGAGAAAUAUUUAAAAUGUUUAAAAUUCUAUGACUCGACUGUUCCCGAUGCAAACCCUUGCAUCUGCAUUUAACUUGCACUGACACGACACAGCAACAAAUCAUGUCGAGCUGCAUCGUAUGACGCUGUCUUGAGUUGGCCUUAACUAUACAUUUUAGUUAUAGCAUACCUUUUCAAUAAUGUUAAGUAGGUACAAAUAUAAUAUACUAUGUAUCUACAUCAUUAGAUUUUAAAUAAAUAUUUAAUUAUAUCAAAGGACCAUACAGUAUAUGGUAUUGACAUUUUCCAGUCCUAAUGAUAAGACAUCUCAGGCGCGUACCGUGAAAGAAAGUGCCCUUUAAAUAUGCUCGCUUCACUCACAAAUAACGCACCCCGCGAAUUCUGAAAGCUUCGCUAAAUUGCUCCGAGUUCAGCUCGCCCCCUGCGCUUUCGUUUCGAACCCCCUUAGAUUUUUCACCGUACGCCCCUGCAUCUUGUUAUUAUAUUCAGGGCUCACAGUGUUAGGGAAAUUUGGUACCUUUGAUAUAAGUAGUUAUAACUAGAUUACUAGGUAAUGUCUGCUUACUAGGUAAUGUCUGCUUACUAGGUGAUACCUUGGAUUACUGCAAUAAUAAUCUACUUAACUAGCUGACAGUUUUAAGUCUUCUUAUAGACACUGAGGUUGAUUUUUUUUUUUAAGUAUUAAGCCGGGCACUCACUACGCACGACGCCAUUCUAUCAAGAACGCAACGCGACGACACGCGCGCAACAGAUCAUUUUUAAUGACGAUCUGUUCAGACUGCUGCUGAAAAUCGGUAGACGGCGUCGCGUUGUCCAUCGCUCGCAGAGAGCAGUGUUAGAUUCAUCAUGCGACGGUCGUACAACGUAAUGAGUGGCUGGCUUUACAGGUACAGUAGUUGCUUUGUAAUGGUUCUCUUAUUUCAAAAUCACAUGCAAGUAGAAUUCAUUGGCAAGAGCAGGUGUUAUUCAGAACUGAUGCUGGCAGGCUAUUUACUAUUAAUUGUAUUUUCUAAAAACAAUCACCAGUAUUAUACACUAUCAAUGUCUGGGAGACUAACUAACUGGUUGCAUAGGUGCCAUUCAAUUUUUUUCAAGAGAGUACAAAAACUUCCGCUACCCUCCCUCCCCUAACAAGUUACAUAAAAUGAUUUUUGUCAAUUAGAGAAUAUAAUUUUUUCAUAAAAAAAUACAUAAACUGUUCAAUCCUAUCGAAAGUGAUGAAAAAUAGAUGACCCUAGGCAGAAUAUAAAAAAAUGUUUAUUGUACCAUGGCAAUCAUGUUACGAUCCUUUUCAUUGUGAACUGUGAAUGUUAAUUCUACAUUUGGAGGGAUUGGAUUGAAAAAUCAUUUAAAUAGUAAUUUUUAGUUUCUCUAUCAUUCAUUUUAACUUUAUUGUUUACUUGGAUGGUAGAUGUGCUGUGAAUAGUCACUAGACAUUAAAUCAGACAGGCCUAUUCUUCAUAAUUCUAAGAAACAUUUAUCAAGAUGGUUUAAAUUUAUUAAUUUAUAUAAAAGACCAUGUGUAUAGGGUUGCGAUUAAAUCACUUGGGCUGCUAAUUUGAAUCUGAUAUUGUGUAUGCCCAUCAAAGCCUCAGAGCAUGCAGCCCAAUCUUUCACCAGCCUCACCUUGUGCUGUAUAAAUGUGUGUGUUUAUUGUACUCUACUACCAAAUCCUAUUGUCAAUACAUUUCCUGCUGGGGUAAGUAUGGUAAACGCGGUCCACAGAGUCUUAAACGCAAUAGAUAGAACAUCUCGUGCAUGUUUAAUAACCAUGCUGAGAAAAUAUUAAUUUGUUUCGGAUGAUUUUUGCUGUAAAAUAAAUUUUUGAUAAGAAUUUUAUUUUCCGCCAUUUGUUUUUGGUAGUGUAUAUAUUUGUUGGACUGUAUUAUUUUAAUCAUUAAAUAUAUAUAUGGGGUACAUAAUGUACUUAAGUUCUGUUUUAAUUCGUAAGUAGGAAUACUUUUUAGAGCAUUAUCUAUCACAAUACCCUUAUUUUAUUAAAAUUAUACAUGAUUCCAACUAAAUUUUUAAUUGUAUUUUUUUUAUCCCAUCAUUUAGUUUUUAUUUUUAGAUAUGAGAACAUGUUUAUUAAAAUAAAACUGAUUUUAAUUAUUGUAGCUAAUUUCUAUUUUAACUUUUUAAAUGGAUUACUAUUAUUGUUUUACUUGAUAAUUACAAUAUAAUUAAAGUACCAUAUAUACUCUGUACUGUAUUAUAAUUAUGAUCAUUAAUGAUCAUUUGGACAUUUUAAUUAAACUGAUAAUGAGCAUUUGUAGCAGAAUACCUAAUGCCACCACUACUGAAACAGUACCAUUAAUAAUAUUACACACAACUUUUAAUGUUAUCAUUGUUAUCAAUACAUUAUUGAUAACAGGUACAAGAACUCAAUAAAAUGUUGUGUUCAAACAGGUUGGAUUGAAACCUGCAUCAGUACAGUGUAUGGUAAUAGGGGGCUUUCGUUUGUACUGUUUGGUGCAGCGGGAACGGUUUGGUUUCCCAAUCACAAGGUCAGAGUUUCAAUCCCUCGCGCUGCAUUUCGCUUGUGUCCUUGAGCAAGGUACUUUAUCUGCAUUGCUUCUCUCCACCCAGGAGUAUAAAUGGGUACCUUGUGGGGUUGAGGCAACACUUAACCCAAUGACCAGGGAAAAGAACUGCACUGUAUAACCUCAAGGAAGAGGCGCAUUAUAAAUGCCAGUAUCAUUCGAUAAAAUCUAGAACAUACAGGCAUCAUGUAAAAUUAUCUGCGCAUGUGAGGAUGUUUAUUUUUUGUCUGAAUUCUAGGAUGCAGUUUGGCCCAAAUCUAUGACAAUAGAAUCUGUCUUGGGCUCAAGCUACAUAAUCGAAAGCUCCCUAAUUGUACAGUUUCAAGUUGUCAGGAUAUGUAAAUAACAUUAUGUAAGACCUUGCAUGUUUUGUUGUGGAUAAACAAAUGCUCAUCAAAUUAAUCUUCAGUUUAUCAGUAGAUAAAAGAUGGACUACUUACACAAUUCUCUUGUUACCUCUAGCUUUCUUAGUUUUAUGUUAGUGAUGUGGUACAAUUGGAGGAGAAAAUAAUAAAACUUUAAAAA
This is a messenger RNA of Anneissia japonica, 5477 nucleotides long. RefSeq lists its product as uncharacterized. The transcript is spliced from 9 exons. Lineage: Eukaryota; Metazoa; Echinodermata; Crinoidea; Comatulida; Comatulidae. The record is from RefSeq and is a predicted model, not a curated record. The coding region runs from base 31 to 1860 and encodes 609 amino acids.